This is a messenger RNA of Penicillium maclennaniae, 6615 nucleotides long. RefSeq lists its product as uncharacterized. Lineage: Eukaryota; Fungi; Ascomycota; Eurotiomycetes; Eurotiales; Aspergillaceae. The transcript has 2 exons. Bases 1 to 6615 code for a protein of 2204 amino acids. The record is from RefSeq and is a predicted model, not a curated record.
AUGACUGCAGCGGAGAAGAAGAAAGCCAAGAAGGCCAAGAAGCAGCAGCAAAAGAAAUCCGUGGACAUUGUCAGCCACGUCGGUCCAGAACAGCAGGAGAACGAAAUAGCUCUUGAAGCCCCGCAGACCAAGAUCGCAGCCCCCGAUCUUACAGAGUCUAACGCUGAGGCCACUGCCAAUGUUGAGAAGGUUGCUGCCUCGGGCCCGUUGACAGAAGAUGCACCGACUAUAUCUGAACCUUCACCUGAGCUCACCACGGAUACCAAGCUGGUGACCAAAGAGACCGUGCCUGAGCCUGCACCAGUCGAUACUCCUACUGCCGAGAGUGUCCAGGAAGAGAAACAAGAGAUCCCAACAGCAGCUGAGCCAGCCUCAGAGUCUAAAGAAGAAGUCGUUCCCAAACCCACUGCGAGUGACACGGCUGUUCCUGAAAACACUGUCUCGGAUGCUGCAGUUGAAGAGCCAAUGGCUCCUGAGCCCAAGGAAGAUGCUCCUGCAGAGGAGGUUGAACUUCCCAUGACCGCCGCUCAGAAGAAGAAGGCUAAGAAGGACAAAAAGAAGCGGCAAUCUCUAGCUUUCGCUGAAGAGUCUCAACCUGACACCCAACCGGAGCCGGUCAUAGAAGAGCCCGUUGAAUCUGUUCCUGCUGAAAGUUUUGCUGAGCCUGUUUCUGAGGAGUCUGCUCUUGUCGAGCCCGUCCUAACACCUGCUCCCACGGACAAUAUAGAGGGUUCCGCUUUCGUCGACCAGCCCGCUGCUGAAGACGCGGCCAAAGACGACCAUGCAGAAAAAGGCCAAGAAGGAGAAAAAAAGCGUCAGUCUAUGGGCCUCGAGGACCUUGAGUCUGAGCUGCAGCCCGAGCCGACGAAGGAGGACGAGCCUGCUUCGACCGAGCCUGCGCCCAUCGAGCCUGCUCCCAUCGAGCCUGCGCCCAUCGAGCCUGCUCCCAUCGAGCCUGCGCCCACUGAGCCUGCGCCCACUGAGCCUGCGCCCACCGAGCCUGUUUCCACUGAAAUCACCGAAGCACCCAUUUCGGGCGCAAAGAUUGAAGACCCUGUCGUCGAGGAAUCGGCUCCGGAAAAGGCCGCCGAAGAGGAGCCUCCCGCUGAGACGGCCCCUGCCGAGGAAUUGAUUACGGAGCCAAAGGCCCUAGCUGAGAUUGCACCCGAUUUUGAAGUCCCUAUGACCGCAGCUCAAAAGAAGAAGGCUAAAAAGGACAAGAAGAAGCGCCAGUCUACGGGUCUUGAGGAGCCGAAGCCCGACCUAGUCAAAGAAGGGCAAGUCAUAGAAGACCCCGCCGAGGCUGUCCCUACUGAGCCUGUGAAAACGCCCGCAUUGACCGAAUACGUUAAGAGUCCUCUCCCUGUUGAGGAACCCGCUCCGGAAGGGCCUUCUAGGGAUAUUCCGGCCGUUGAAGAGCCUGCUGUUGAGUCCCAGACUCCAGCUGAGCCUGGCACUCCAGCGGAAGUAGAGACUCCUGUCGAGGCUGAGCCUGAAGCUCUGAUGACUGCUGCGCAAAAAAAGAAGGCUAAGAAGGACAAGAAGAAGAAUCGCAAGUCCGUUACCUUUGAGGAUGAAGCUCACCCUGAACGAGAAUCUUCUGCCCCAGCGGAGACUGUGGAAUCUCGGGAUCAAUCAACUGCCGAUGCCGUCCCUCCUAAAGAGUUGACUGAUGUAUCUGUCGAUGCUGAGCUGGCUCUUGAGGCACCCGCAGGCAAAGAGGUCACCAAGCUCGAUACCCCUAUUGUGGAAAUGAGUGAAGCUGCCCUGGCUACCGAGGAGCAUACUACUGCAAACACCUUAGUGGAGGAAAGGGUCAACGAGCCAGAGCCCGACUCACUAGUCCAGCCUGAAGCGAAGGCUGAGUCUGCGGAAGAGAUUUCUGCGAGUGCUGAGGCCACUGAAUCUAUGUCCGAUGCCUCUUUGUCUGCGAAGGAACGUCGCAAGCUGAAGAAGAAGGACAAGAAGAGAGGAAAGUCCGUGGACUUGACUGAAGAAAUUCCAUUACCUUCCACCGAGGAGCCCCUGGGGACACAGCAACCUGACAGUGAAGCUUUCGAAUCAAAGGAUACAGAAGUCUCUUCACCAAGUGACGAGAAUGUGGCGGUCAUUGAAGAGGACUGGUCGCUUAAGCUCGUUGAAACUGAAGAUCUCGGCAAGAUGGCGGGUGCAGUGGAAAGCGAUCCCGCUGAGACGGCCAAGGCUGCCGAGCCCGAGACAACUCCCGAACAUACAGACGAAACGCCCGCUACUGAGACUGCAGCUGAGCUCGAGCCGACGCCAUCGAAGGAAGAAGAGCCUGUGGCCGAUGAUGGCCUAUCAGCUAAAGAGCGCCGCAAGUUGAAGAAGAAGCAGAAGCGCCAAUCCAAGAAUAUCGAUGCUGACGACAAAGCCGCCGAAGCCGAAGCGGCACAAGACUCGCCUGUGCCCGAGACUGCCCCCGUCGAAUCUUGGCCCGCCGCCAACGAAGUCGAGAAUUCGUCCCCAGAAUCGGACACACGGGAAAUCAUUGAACCCGUAACGGCACCCUCGCCUGCGGAGAAUGACGGUAAAGAACUUCAGUCCCACGACACAGAAACGCCCGACACACCGGCCCAAAAAGUAGCUUCGACUGAUGAGUUCUUGUCUUCGCAGGUAGAGCAGCCGCAGGUAGAGAAUCGUUCUUCAGAUUAUCCUCCCCAAUCCGUGCUUGAGCGUUCAAUUGAUUUUGGCGAUACGACGAGUGGCGAUGCGCAAGAAGGAGAGAAUUUGACUACGCCUGUUCCCGAAGAGGAUGUUUCGAUCGUGAAGGAGACCCCAAUCGGCCAUGUUGAAGGUAAUGUUGAGACUUUGGAGGAAGGCAUUUCGAAGGAUACGACUACGGAGGAAGCAAAAAUGGAAGGACUUAGUAUUAUGAAUACGGAAGAGUCAGUGUCUAAGGAAGUGGAAGUUGUCCAGAAGGGGCCAGAUGAAGAGUCCUACCCUGAGAUAAUAGCGGAUGCCCCUGCAUCUAUUGACCGUGAGACCACUGCGGGAGACGUUUCCGAUUCGUCCGUGCCCAAGAAACAGAAGAAAAAGGACAAAAAAAGGAAGCAGAAGCAACAACAAGAGGAGGAAACCAAAACUCAGGAAGAAUCACCGGUCCCUGGGGAAGUGCCAGCAACGACGGAGACUAAGGAGAUCGAGAUCACGGAAGUUCCCGAACCUCCAGUCGAGCCGAAUCAGGAGCCUGAGAUCGCGCCUACUGACGAAGUUUCAUCAGAGAGAGCCGAAGAAGUCAUCCCUUCUGCACCUCUGUCUUCCGAAGAGAUCGAUUUCUCUAAGGAAGAAAUCAUAUCCACUGGGGAUGAGCUUGCUGCCGAGACCGAACAACUCGAAGCCCCCUUUGAGAGAAGACUGAGCAAGAAGGAGAAGAAGAAGCAGCAGCAACGCGAAGCCCUAUUGGCGCAACAAGCCGCCGAGGAUUUGCCCGAGACCCAGUCGGCGCCUGAGCCCACCGAUACCUCUAAAUUUGUUCCACAAUUGGCAGAGGAGGUGAUUACGCCAGCAGAGAAAUCUCAUGAUGUCUCGGACGAGGCAGCAGUCCUGACUACGGAUCACGUUGACGACUUGCCGCAGAAUAUCUCAAAUGUGGUUGAGGAAGGACAGCCAGCUGCCAUUCAAGAAGCAGAGCAGGCUGAGCUUCCAGUUGAACCUGCGGCUGAAGAGACGGCAGAUGCUCUGGUUUCUAUGGAAGGACCCCUUGCCGAAUCUCCUGUUGACCGUUCGGAGGAAUUUCCCAACAUCUCUAAGAAGAUGAGCAAGAAAGAGAAGAAGAAGGCUGCCGCUGCCGCCGCCGCCGCAGCUGCAACUGAAGCAGAGACGCCUGUCGAAUCGAAGCUCGGGCUCGAUGAGACGUCAACUAGCGAGCCAGUUCUCGAGUCAACCAAGGAAGAGGCCCUCGCUGAUGCGUCCCAGCAUGUUGGCUCUGAUUCCAGCAACCUUCUUAAAGGGCAGCUGGCUGUCGAAGAAACUGAACCAGCUUCGGUGGCUACUGAAGAGACCGCUGCUGACUCCAUACCCGAGCUCCAGGAGGAGUGGCAUACCGCGUCCAAAAAGAUGAGCAAGAAAGAGAAGAAAAAGACCGCCGCCGCUGCUACUGCUGCUGCUGCUGCCGGAGCUGCAACAAAGCAACAGAAGCCUUCAGAUUUUAAGCACACAGACAGUGUUGCUCCCGCUGAGGAAUUUGGCAUAGAAGGGCCAAAGCAACUUGUGCCAGAGCUUGAGUCUCGACUGCAGAAUGAACCGGUGGAAGCUUCCAGGAGAGUUGAGCCUAAGGCUGGCGAAGUAACAUUCGCUCCUGGGCCCGAACAGUCUACCCAGGGAGCAGAGAUAUCUCAGCCAGAACAGGUCAAGGAGGAAGCCACAGUGACCUUUGGCCAGUUCGAUAUGCUACUGCCCACUGAGCAGCCAAAGCAAAGUCCCGAAGACUUCUUUGAUGGAAAUUUCUCCGCUGAAAAGCUACAAGAACAAAAUGGAGAGAUUGAAGCCAAGCUCCAAAGCCAGGUACUCGAAAAGGAGGCAGAUCUCGAGGUUUCUGGUGAUUCUGUUGAAGGCCGAACCCAGGGGUCGGAGGAGACUACGCCUGUUUCCAAGAAAUUGUCGAAGAAGGAAAAGCGCAAAGCGAAGAAGCAGGGUGCCGAAACUCCUUUAGAGCAUCAAGAGGAGCUGGCUCAGGAGCUUAUCUCCGACAAUUCGAAGGAAGUGGUAGAAUCAACGACAGCUCCUCAUCCUCAGUUGAAGACAAUCGCUGAACCAGAAGCCUCUUUCGUGGCACAGCCCGAGCCUAAGAUUGAAAACUCCAAGGAACACGACCUUGCACCCAUUGAGCCUCAGCCUGCCAUCCAACAGUCUGCUGAGGUGGAUUUCAUUGCGCCUGAACCUGUUGCUGAGCAGCCGGAGACAGCUCUUUCUCGCAAGACUUCGAAGAAGAAGGCCAAGAAGGCCAAGAAGGCUGCUCUUGCGUUGGAUGGGCCAGCAUCCGACAACGCUCCCAUCGAGCCUGACUCGUUUGCUCCCUUUGAGCCGGAAAUAAGUGUCAAAGAGUCAAAGGCUGAAAUUCCUGAAUCAAUCGCGCGAGAGCUCAAGCAAGACGAGGAGGAGUUCCCUACGAUUGAAUGGGAGCACGGCAAAUCGGACAAAGCAGAGGCUGUUCAUGAGCAUUUCUCCGAGCCCGAGCCCGUUGCUUCUGUGCCUGACACAGAUAUCAUCGGGGAAUUUGACGAGUCUGCUAUUCCCGAGGCUUUGCAAGAAGCUAAGAAGGAAGCAGAGGCGCCUGUUGAGGAUGCUUCGUCUAUGCCACUGAGCACGGAAGACAAGAAGCAGACCAAGAAGACCAAGAGAAAAUCAGAGCAAGCCACUCUCGUCGAGGAGAUCUCCGAAGAACCUCCUCACAAGAUGGUCGAGCUAGCGUCAGAUACCAAGCCAGAGCCCAUGGAAGAGCCAACUUUCAGGGAGAUCGAGACUGAGCCACCUGCCAGAACGACCACUCCCGGGGGCUCCAAGAUCGCGAACUUAUUUCCUGGUUUGGAGAGGGCUGGCUUCAGGCAUUCAGUCAUGAAGAAAGACGCCCCGUCGGUAAAAGAUAGUGCUGAGGAAGAGACCGCAGCGGACCUGGAAGCGAAUCGCGAUAUCGCGAUCCCCGUCUUGGAGGCACUACCCCUAGCGACCACUGAAGCCAGAGACAUCACGGAGACCAGCUCAGAGCUGCCCACGGAGAGGGAGUACAUGUCUACAAUUACCGACAAAGAAGUACUGGUCGGGAAUGUUCCCCAAGAACAAUCCACAGAGUCAGAUAUCCCGGUAGUCGGUGAGCGCUCUAUUGCUGAUGAAUUUCCGUCGAUUGCCCACCCUGGUUCACAGGAGCGAUCAGCUAUGCUCUUUGGGUCGUCUCCAUCCGCUCCCACCAAAGAAGAGACAUCUAUCCCGCGACACCCCCACCUCCUACCCUCUCAGAUGGAGGUUGCUCCUGCUACUUCCACUGGACUACGUCGAUCGCCAUCUGUGAUUCAUGGGAAGCAUCAAAACACUCCGCGGACCUGGAAUCUGGAUGAUCAGCCUGUGGAAGCUGUGAGCAACUCAUCUCCGCCGCGAUCGCUCUUCGGGCCAUUUGAGCACGAUCGGCCCCGGACUCCACUCGACACGAUUGCGGAGCAUCAACCAGGGGACGGCCCUAAGGCGACCACGGCUCGAUCCGGCACGCCCCGUCUAGAGAUCAAACCGGAGCACGUUUUGCCGCGACCUGUGACUCCGGUGCGCAAAUUCACCGAUAAUGCACUGGAGCGCAGGAUGUGGCCCACCCCGGAGAACAAGAGUGGCAAUGGUAGCACCAGUCAAGAUACUCUGUCGAAAAGAUCAAAAUCCCCGCUACAAACCCCCGAGCUGGGGGCGCCAGUGCUGAGACCCAGCGAUAGCAAGGGUAAGCUGCGUCGCACGAAUCGCAGCACUAGCAGCGAUCUGCGGGCGGCAAGUCGCGCACUAGACUCUCCCCAGCCUCCUUCCGAUCUCGAUCAGCUUCCCUCUUCCUCCUCUUACGAUCCCGUCACCGACAAGGGCAAACGUCCUUUGCGAAAUAUGUCGGACGUCUAUGUAAGUUAA